GCGUCCGACAUAGACAAUGAGACGCCGAUGAAGGGCACGAGUGAGAUCUCCGAAGAGGAGUUUCAACGUCUGAAGGAAUUCAUCUAUGGGAUGAUUGGCUGUCUGCGGCAGUGCGAGCUCAUUUUCUUCGUGGGCCUGCCGCUGUUGGGUCUAGCUGGUGCUUUCUUCACAACGAAGGAGCAAGGCUUCCCCAUGGGGUUCUACCUCGGCUACGUGCCCUUCCUGCUUGUGAACAAGGGCAUUGAGGUGUACUACCUCUUUCGCUGGAAAGCCUUGGACCCGGUCGCGGCAGAGAUCCAGAAG
This is a messenger RNA of Symbiodinium necroappetens, 303 nucleotides long. Lineage: Eukaryota; Dinophyceae; Suessiales; Symbiodiniaceae. The record is from the annotation of a GenBank genome assembly.